AUGCCACUGUUAGUCUUUAAGCAGACUCUGAUUGCAGUCUGCAGCAAUCGGCCUUGUGCGCAGUGCCGAAGGCUUCUCUCUGUCGGAGGCAGAGAAGGUCCUGGACAGCAGAUCAAUGGUGAUUAUGAACUUCUCGAGGGCACACGGCCUCACGGCCGACCUUGUUGGCUCCGUCGAGGCAGACCGUUGCCCAACACUGGCACAAAUGGAUUAGCCGAGCAUGAUGGAGAGCUGCAUCCCCUCUACUUGUUCUUCGGCGAGAUGGGCUACUGGAACGUUGCCGCAUCAGUCCUAGCUGCCGGAGUGCACGUGUUGGCACGAUGUGGUCCUGACUUUUCAUCACCAUCGCCCGAUAUGUGCCCCGUGACUUGGACUGUGUUUGCCUUCGGGAAGGCGCAGCGAGAUGCAAACAUUGUAUGCUUCAGACACGACUUGUCCGCAGAUGUUCCCAAGGUGCUCAACGUCUCCGGUUGCAAAGGAGAUCAUGGGCAGUUGAAUGGUAGCUACACGCAUUUGCAAGGCUGUCGAAUGGGAAGCCGGCCAAUCUUUGUCCAAGACUGUGUGCGUGCACGCGAGGGUGAGGAAGAGAGGAAAGUUCUGCAUUUCUCUCAACGCUCCGGCCGAUGGUUUAUCUCCAGCGUCAGUCUAAGCGCACUGGAGGUGGAGCAAGUGAGCACCUCCUCUGAUCUUGACCAGAUGGAUCUGUCGCCGCAUUGGCACAGUGCUACAACCUUGGCCAGGAGCCCUGUGGCCUGGACUUCGUCGUCUCCGGCAUCCUUGCCGCGAGAGCCCUGGUCCAUUGUUAAGCUAUUGCCGACGCGGCUCCAGUUUGGCGUUACUGAAAGGAGGCGGAGGGUUGCAUUGAAGCUGCCUGACAGCGAUGAGGCCUCCGCUGAAGACACUGCUGUCACUUUCGUUCCAUGCCAAGAUUUGCAAGUUGGAGAGGGACCUGCUAGACAGGCAUCUCGCAGCGUCGGGCGAUCAUCUGCUAUGUCUCGCAGCUCGUCCGUCGGCAGCCCGGGAGCAGAUCCUGAUGCUGAUGUAUCUGGCACUGCGCAAGUCUGUGGAACCGAGCUUCAGGGUGCGGACUUUGUCCUGUGCCUUCACUUGAAAGAUCUCAGCGGUGGCACAGAGAACUUCGGUCUCAGUGGGGACUACGUGCGGUCCGAUCAGCUGUACGGAGACCGACCAGUCUUCAUCAAGGCUCCCCUCCGACAACGUCAAGGUGGGCUGGAGCCUGAUGAUAAGCUGGGCCAGGAGCGACAGCUAUUCUUCUUCUAUGACGACAUUCGCCAUCGAUGGCAGGUUGCGCCGGAAGUGGGCGCCAAGGGCUUGAGCGUCCUCGCUCGCAGCCCUGUGGGAUGGGAUGAGGUCUUCUCCCCAGACUCAGCAGAAGCGGCCUUGGCCAGGGAAGCUGAUCCCAGACAGCCUGGGCCGUGGCAGAUCCGACUCAACGAGCCUGCGCUGGCCAUCCAUUCGCGGCGGUCCAAGCACCUCACCGAAAUUCCAGAGGCCUCUCCGCUCUUUCAGGACUGUGAGGCUCUAACUGUUGCAGUACUUGAAGACUCUGCACCCUCUCGCACAGUUACCUUCCUGUAUGAAGGUUCGAGCGGAGAAUUGCAGGUGUUGUCAGAGCACCCAUUGGCUGGAGACUUCAGACUGCUUCGCCCGAGAUACGGCAAACGUCCAGUGUACCGCCGAUCAGCCCUACAGCCUUGUGGACCUGGGCCCCUCGGAUGGCUAAAACAUGUCAGGGAAUAG
Molecule: messenger RNA, 1761 nt
Organism: Symbiodinium pilosum
Lineage: Eukaryota; Dinophyceae; Suessiales; Symbiodiniaceae
Source: the annotation of a GenBank genome assembly